AUCUGGUAGCUACACGUUCCAAGAUCAUAUGUAUGUGGAACGACUCACUCCUCUCGGAGGCGCACGAAAGCAGACGCCGCUCGUCUUUAUCCCGGGUGCUGGUCAAACAGGAACAAACUUUUUGAACAAGCCGGACGGUGGUAGAGGCUGGGCUUCUCUCUUCAUUAUGCAAGGCUUCGAGGUCUAUAUCGUCGAUCAAACAUCUCGCGGUCGAUCUGCGUGGAUACCGAGUGUCGGAGCUCCUCAAAUGACAGCCUCGUCUGUCGAGGUGAUUCAGCAACGAUUUACCGCACCUCAAGACUACAGACUCUGGCCCCAAGCAGUAAACCACACAGAAUGGCCAGGGAGUGGACUGAUGGGCGAUGCAGUAUUCGAUGCCUUCUUCGCUUCCAAUGUUCAGUACUCCAGCAAUGACACCUACUCCCAAGCGACUGUACAAGCUGCAGGCGCCGCUCUUCUCGACCGCGUUGGAACGCCGGUCAUCCUCAUCGGUCACAGUCAGGCUGGUCCAAUGGCAAUCCUGGUUGCGGACGCUCGGCCAAACAUGACCGAAGCUGUGAUCCUGCUUGAGCCCGGCGGUCCACCUUUUCGAGGCGCAGUGUUCAACAAUGCGAGUGCUCGAGCAUGGGGACUUGCCGACAUACCGCUUCUAUAUUCUCCACCAGUCAUAGACCCGACACUUGAUCUGGUGAGAGAGAUCAUGCCGGCACCGGACAGUGAUCACGACGGCUGCGUCCUACAAGCAUCUUCACCAGCACCGAGACGUCUCUUCAACCUAGUGCCUAAGCCCAUCCUUGUCGUGACUGCUGAAGCCUCUUAUCAUGCGGUAUAUGACCACUGUACAGUGUCAUACUUACGACAGGCUGGCUGCGUUCGAACCGACCACCUGGAACUGGGAAAUGCUGGAGUGCAUGGAAAUGGUCACAUGUUGUUCCUAGAGAAGAACAGUCGUGACAUAUGGGUGUUGCUUCUCGAGUGGAUCGAAUGGCAUCUGGCUUAGUGGCAGUCAAGGUCUGUUUGCCUUCAUAUCUGCUGCCCACUAUCCGCCUAAUACUCUCAGAAACACAAUAUUUAAUUUCUUCCUGCAAAGACUUCAUGGAAUGAUUUGACCGCACCAUACGUGCUAGACUUGUCCACGAUAAACUCGGUGAUGCUGUGGUCGUGUUGGGCGAGGGUAGGAGCUACUGGAGGGGAUACGCAUAUACACGCGCGUGUACAGAGUAAUCAAAAGCAUUACUGAUCCGCAUCUUAAUCCGAAUAGUGAUUCAAC
Molecule: messenger RNA, 1270 nt
Organism: Aureobasidium subglaciale EXF-2481
Lineage: Eukaryota; Fungi; Ascomycota; Dothideomycetes; Dothideales; Saccotheciaceae
Exons: 2
Coding region: 29-1000 (323 amino acids)
Source: RefSeq, a predicted model, not a curated record